Saccostrea cuccullata (small rock oyster) is the source of this 2246-nucleotide messenger RNA. RefSeq names its product leucine-rich repeat-containing protein 70-like. The transcript has 2 exons. Bases 178 to 1935 code for a protein of 585 amino acids. The record is from RefSeq and is a predicted model, not a curated record. Gene Ontology annotation, molecular function: protein binding. Lineage: Eukaryota; Metazoa; Mollusca; Bivalvia; Ostreida; Ostreidae.
AUAGAUGAAGGUUAGCUGGCAGACUGGCACUACAAAUGUGCUGAACAGCACUUGUAUACAAUGACCAAUGUAUUCUGUGUACAAGAGUGUGGGGAUAUUGUGUCUGCACACCAUACAGUUUUCAGCAACGUGGAGUUGACCUGAACACACAUAUUUUUUAACAUUUAUAAAGGCAAAAUGCUCAAGAAGACCAAAAUCUGGCUGUUACAACUGACCUCUGUAACCUUGACCUUUGUUACCUUGACCUACUCCUAUCAGAUAGAGGACCUCUCCAAGGACUGUCAGUACAAUGUGAGUGAGACUCUUGGCACCAUGGUUACAUGUUACUAUGGAAACAAAACCACCAUUCCUAAGUUACUGAAUGAAAGUAGGCCUUAUCUGGACCAAGAGUCUUGGAAAUCUUUGACAGUUCUAGGAAAUUCCAUCAUGACCAUAUUUCCAGUGGAUUACUUUGAAGGAAUUAGGGAGAUAGAAACACUCCGCUUCCAUAACACCUUAAUGAAAACAAUACCCAACAUUUUUAUGAACCUGCAACAGGUUAACACAAUGGACUUUUCUUUCAAUGAAAUAGAGGACAUGAGUGCCGCUAACAUACAAAAGCUUGGUAUCCAUCUCCUAAAUUUGUCCAGAAAUGCCAUUACCUUUUUGGAGCAGGAUGAUUUGUCAUGGAUUCCUUCUGUUGAAAUUCUAGACCUUUCAAAUAACAUGAUAACUGAAAUUCCAACUGGUUUCUUUGGACCAACAAGACUGAUCAGGAAACUGCUUUUAUCUUACAAUUCCUUGAGGGUCCUCACUGAACAUUUAUUUUCUGGGUUGGAAACUUCUCUUCAAGAACUGUAUCUAGCAGAAAACAAGAUUUCUGACAUUCAUCCCAAUUCUUUAAGUAAGUUAAUUGAACUGAAACUGUUGGAUUUGUCAGGAAACCCAUUUAAUUUGAAAAUGGAUGCAAGUUCAAUCAAACUUCCACAGCACCUAGCACAUCUAGAUCUACAGAGAACAGCACUCCAGACUCUGAAAUUCUGCUCCAUCCAUCACCUUCAUGACCUUGAGUACAUCAAUCUCCAUGGAAACAACCUUGAAUGUACUUGUGACCUUGUCUGGGUUAGUCAAAACUUGCAGCUCCAUAACAAUUUCUUCCCUAAUUAUAGACAUGAGAGUUCUGAAAUUCAGUGCAAAAACUUGAAUGCCAAUACAAAGAAUGUUUCAACUUUGGAACCAGCAUGUAAAAAUUUAACUAGGCCCCAUUGCUAUGAAGACAGCCCACUUUCUCUGCUUCUACAAAAUCUACAGGUCCUCCAUUACAUGGUAGAAAUCAGAAAAGGAAAAAUCUUGAUACAUUGGAGUCGUGUGAACUCUUCCCUGAUCUAUGCCUUCCGUAUAUCUGUUAAAGAGAUGGGAUCUAAAGGCUAUUUCUAUGGCCCUGUUACAAUUCAUUCUAGUUCAAAUUCUUUCACGAUUGAAAGUGUUGAUCUAAAAAAUGUCCAGCUCAAGGUGUGCCUUCAUACAAUGCUGAAUGAUUCUUAUGAUAUCUACACUAAGUGUACAUUUGUAGAGGAUGAAUCUUUGACCAGCAUUGUGGGGAUUUUAGCUGGCAUUAUUUUCCUCAUUCCCUGCAUGAUUGCUCUCAUCCUUGUUAUUCAUUACGACAGAAAACACACACAUUACCGAAACUCGAGGGAAAGGCUUCUGAAAAUAUCAUCAGCAUCGGAUACCGAAGACAAGGGCAGCGAAGUCUACAAACAGGAAGUGAUCGAUGACAUUGAAAUAGGGGUUGUAAAAUCUCAGAAGAAACACCUAACAGAGGGAAUCGUCCUAAACUCUAAAGACUUAUCUACAUCACAGGUCUCGGUCAAAUUCGUCUCCGAGGAGAAUGCUUCCCCAGUGCCAAAUGAUAUCUCAAUAGUGGAUGGUCAUUCAGCCAAAAAUCAAACUUGAAGCUGAUAAUACUAAACUAUUGUCUCUUAAGAACUAGAUAAACAUUUAUAAACAUUACUUGAUUGUUGGUUUUAACCGUUGUUCUGUUUUGUUUGCCAUAAGACUGGUGCACAUGGCUGUCCACAGAUUAUUUUCAUAUUUUAGCUGUAAAGCUGAGUUCACAUUGUAUUCAAGAGCAGCUGUUAUGUGAAUUAUACAUUGUAAUAAUAUAACACACAUAAAACGAUGAUUGAUAUAAUGAACAAAUGUUAUGACCCUUAAAUAGGUCAUAAAAUGACUAUAAUAUUGUUUUAUUAAAGAUAAUGAUGCUA